AGCUGGUUGCUGGGUGUUGGUGAAGAGAUACUUUGAUUCAAUGAACUUUGGGUCCUUAAAUUAAUGCAACAAAGCAUCUGCGCUUCUUCAUUACUGUCCGGGAUUUUCCUUGGAAAACAUGGCUUUUUAAAUUUUGAGGACCCUCAACUCGAAACGCCGUGCUUUGCAUUUGCAACGCACCCCAAAACAAGAACAUUUUUAGCAAGAAUGGAGUCUCACCAUGCCCACCCAGCUCUGUCCCUCGUGUCUCAUCUCACGAACUCUCAAGCGUUGUGCACGUUCGGCCUUUUGAAUCGAAGCGGACAGAAUGAUGGCGACAUCGGUUCCUCUCUGGAAGACUCUCCUCGUCUGCCCGGUGGACCCCCUCGAUCUCUCUCCCCCACAGGCUAACCACAGCCAAUUGCAGGGGAGGACGGGGGAGGAGCCAGAGGAGAGCCAGCGCUUAAGUGGCGAUGGUCUCACAGACUGGAUGACGGAAGAAGUUGAUUUUUCCUCUUACCUCCCUACCCCUCACUCCUCUCCCUCUCCCAAUUCCUCCAUCCCCCCUUCGCCCCUUCAGCAUGACAUCCAGGUACCAUCUGAUUUGGAGGUCAUGACCUCUCUGCUGCAGGAGGAACUAGCUCAGUUGGAGGAUUACUUCCUGUCGGACUCAAUCCCCGAAAAAGUAGGAAAAUUGGGAAAAUGUGACAAAAUUCCUUCAGUAGUGGGCCCCCAAUCAUACUACCAGUUGCCCUAUGCUUCGUACAAUUCUAACCAAUCAGAAUCCAGCCCACUUCUUGUUACCCUGGCAACUGGGGAGCUAGACCUGCUGAGCUUUUGCGGCGGCCCCAUUGGCCGACCCAAAACCCCUAGACAUGCCCCUUACAACUGCAGUCGCCCUAUUAGCAAUGGUCGUAAGAGAGUUUCUGAUGGUAUGAGGGCGGGGGAGGGAAUAGAGAAUAGUAUCUGGAGUUCCAAAGGAAAUAACUCAGGUAGCCCAGAGGUGACCAUUAAUGGGAACUACUGCUGUGUUGAGGGUGAAAAAUUUGGGAAGGGAUAUUGUGUUGGUGGUGCGGUUGACAUCCGAAAAUGCACCAUAUUGCCAAAAGAGGAAAAAAGUUGUUUCAUGGAAAGUACUACUAAUGGUGAGAAGAUGUUUGGAGGGUAUGGUUUUAGUGGGCCACUGGAUGUCCCACACAAGAAAGAAGACCAGUUGAUGUAUGGUGCAAAGGAGGUUAGCGGUAGCGAUGACAGCAUGGAAAUGGAGACGUUUCAUGAGAGCAAAAGUUGCGAUGUGGCGAAAGCUAUCCCUUGGAAGACCGAGACAGGUGAGGGCUGCUUUCUUCAUGCCACGGCGGACGCCUACCACAGUUUUCUGGGUGUGGUAGAUGAGUCUAUGAGAGCAGGGGUCGUGGAGGUAGGGCACCGGCAUGGUGGGUUCCAUGCUGGCUUCCUGGAAGACCAAAGCUCCAAGUGCCACGGCGAAGGGAUUGAGCUGGGGUCGUCUGCUGGCCUGCCAGCACAAGGACUCAAGGAAGAUCCUGGUACCGUCAAGCCGGAGCAUGACACUGCCCCGCUGGAAGUCCAAAAUGGCGAGCGCAAGCAGAAGAAGAGAGACCAGAAUAAGACUGCAGCUCACAGGUAUCGCCAGCGGAAGAGGGCCGAGCUGGACUCCCUGGAGGAGCAGCUGCAUGGGCUGGAAGGGCGGAACCGUGAGCUCCGGGACAAGGCGGAAUCUGUCGAGAGAGAGAUCCAGUAUGUCAAGGACCUUCUUAUUGAGGUCUACAAGGCCCGCAGCCAGCGGCUCAAGCAGGACACCAGCGCCUAACCCGGGCCAAGGCUCCUCCAUAAUGGUUUUGAAGGCAACAGCAGAUGGAAAAGUAGUGGGAAAUGAGGUCGGAAGGCGGUGAUAUAAUGUAGUGUUUGUGUUUUUUUUUUUUUCUUUUUUCCUCUUUGGCUUAUGGCUAAGAAAUCGAGAGGCAACCAGCUAUGUACUUCCUACUUUUGCACUGUGUACAAUGUGCUGAUUUACAUUGUAAAAGCAGGAGCCGAUAAUGCCCACCAGCACUGUGAAGCUGUGAUGUUUUAGAAUACCACAAUGUUAGCACAUCUCUUCCGAUCGGGUGGUAAUCAACCAAGACAAGAUCUCAUCUAGCACAUGUAUGAAAGGCGUUGCACCUAACCUUCUCAUGCAGCGUUGCAUGCUGGCUUUCCGCCCGGCAUGCCUUGAAUUGGCUGGAUUGUGUCUGCUUCGUGUCUCAUAUUUUUACUAUUAUUAUUAUUAUUUUUAUUUUUAUUUCUUCUGUGAAAUAUUUGUUGGGGGCUGAGUAACUUUGGGUGUUGUCUGUUGGGUUCUUGCGGGCAUCGGAGACCGUCAUGCGGGCGCGUCGCACACUCCACGGUCCAGUAACGCUCGCGAAACAGGUGGGGAUGUUUCGCCACAGGCCUCAGCAACGUCCACGUCGAAGCAAUGUCCUCUCUCGGGUAGUGCUGGGAUACCCCCUCUACACCUAACCAUUGGUGCAAGGACAUUUCAAAGUUACUCACUCACCCCCCAACUAUUUUCCGGGGGCGGGGGGGAGGGCCCAUGUCCGUAAUGCAUGUCUGAAAGAAUAAACGCGCAUGCUAGUCCGUUACUCAAGAGUGAAUGUUAGAGAACAUAAGUGUCCAUGUCUGCAUGGCUUCCCAUACACAACUUUAUAACUGAAUGUUUCUAUGAGUGACGCUUGCUACUGUGCACAAGUAGAACAGCUCAUGACAAUUAGCCUUAGAUUGCUCCCUCUCUAAGACAAUUUAUAUCUGUCAUUUACCAGGAUAGCUUCCUUUCACAGUGACCCUCUCCCUCCACCCAUUAUUUAACCCUCAGUUCGAUUGCUAUAUCUGCGAAAACAAUCACAGUUAAUACUUUUAUACAGAUAUUGUGCUCUGAUUAGUAUGACUUUUAAAAUUGUAUUUUGAGGGGAGAUUUUUUAGGUGUUACACCAAGUCACUGUUUUUAUAUUUUUUCACUAGAAUAUGUAUGAUAGCUUGUGAUGUUGGCAUUUGGAUUUUUUGCUUCUAAAGCUGCAGUGUCCUCACUCACGUUUUGAUCAGACUUAAAUUGGCGCUAAAAAAUAUUACGUGCCUUUUUUUUUGACUUGCACUUUUAUUCGGUGCUAAUGCAUAUAAAACUAAUGGUGAAAAUAUUUAUUUCAAACAGCGUACUGGCGAAACUGGACUGUGUAAUAAAAGCAGAACAUAAAGCCCCAGUGUAAAUUUAGCUGGGAGAAAAUCCACGUCAGUGUAACCGCUUAGGUUUUAUUUUCAUUUAUCAAAAGUGAAUUAAUUUUGAAGAUGGCAGAUUUUCUCAAUGACACCUGUAACGCUGUUUAUACACGUGUGAAAUGUAAGUUAAAAAUAAAUGUGAAAUAAAGGUGAUUUAAUAAAGUAGCGGGUAAAAUCUGUAUGCCAGAAAACAACGUUUGAGUGUGACCCGAAAAGUGUGGUAAGAUCAGUCACUUUUUUUUCUUCAGAAAACCGAGUAGGACACUGUAUCCAUUCGUGAAUGCUUUGACAACAUCUUGGCGAUGCACAAUCAUCUGUUUUAAAAUGGCUAAUAUGCAACGCAAUUUUAUGUCAUUUUGUGAUAUCCUUGAAUUUGAGUGUUCUAAUAUUUGAGCUGUGUGUUUUGUUUUAUAUAGCAGGACGUAGGUGUAAAAUACAUUGAGCUGUCCACUUUCAUAUAAAAUAAUUCAAUGUAUCGUCUCCAGGUAUUUACUUCGUGUAAGAUGUCAUUUCUUUAAUUCAAAUAAAGUGGCUUGUGUCAGCGAUAA
Brienomyrus brachyistius is the source of this 3791-nucleotide messenger RNA. It is a transcript of the gene atf5a, whose product is annotated as activating transcription factor 5a. The coding region runs from base 308 to 1807 and encodes 499 amino acids. Gene Ontology annotation, biological process: regulation of transcription by RNA polymerase II. The transcript is spliced from 4 exons. Gene Ontology annotation, molecular function: RNA polymerase II transcription regulatory region sequence-specific DNA binding; DNA-binding transcription activator activity, RNA polymerase II-specific. NCBI's taxonomy places the organism in Eukaryota, Metazoa, Chordata, Actinopteri, Osteoglossiformes, Mormyridae. The record is from RefSeq and is a predicted model, not a curated record. Gene Ontology annotation, cellular component: nucleus.